CUCAGGGGAAGCUCCGGCUCCCUUCGGACUGUGAGGUGUUUUCUCGGCUCUCCUGUAGGUCGUGUUGUGCUUCAGGGCUGCGGGCAGGACCCUUUGGGGCAGUUUGUUCCUCACUGCUUUGGUUUGGCUCCGUUUGCUCCCGGGAUAACGCCGAGGGGGCCGUGCUGGGCUGGGCCGUGCUGGGCCGAGCCCGCUCCCGGCUCUGAUCGCCGGCGCAGCUGAAAUCGCUGCCCCCCGGGGGCUCCCUCAUGACGGGAGAAAUUCCGCCGAGUCCGCGUUCAGAACGCUCCCAACACAAUCUAUUUGUCCCAGCUUGUUUUUCACGGCAAUAAAACUGCCUGGCGUGCUGCUGUAUUAAACUGCUCCAACCAUCUGUGACCGGCCCUGGAUCAGAAAUUCCAUUUCAGCCGUUAGCAUUUAUAUAUUAUGGAUUGUGCUGCUUCCCUGCUUCUCAGCCCCCUCCACGGACCCACCCUCCGGGGCUGGGGGAGCUUCCCGGCUCUUUUGGGUGUAGAUGGAACGUGAGAGACCCCCCGAGUCCCUGAUGCUGACACGGACACUGAAAAACCCAUUGAAAAACCACCUGGGUCACAGGAUGCUAAUGGAGGAAAAGCAGCUCUUGUUCGCUUCCAUUAAAAAAAAAAAUCCCUAAUCUGAUGGCCCAGCAUAUGCUCAGCUGCCCAAAAAAAGGGGAAUUAGGGCGGCAGGGAACAAAACGUGUCAGCAGUGAGACAAUUGGGAGCGAGUUCCUUUUUUAUUGGCGGAGUUCAAAUAGGUCACGACCAAAAUGCCUCGGUGGGAAAUCUCCUGAUGGGAGAUUAAAUUCCUUUGGCAAAUCAAACUCCGGCUGGGAUGCAGAUGGGAUCAGCCUGGCCCGCCUGCACCCUGCUGGAGCCACAACUUGGAUUUUGGGAAGUGCUUACUUGGGAUGAGGUUCCCAGUGUCCUAAAGGAAACAGGAAAAGCAGAGUGGAGCUGCAGGAAAAGCCUUUCUGGGGUCUCUUUGAAGCUCUCGGUGUCCCCAGAGCUGUGGGACCGCCUGUCCGUGCCAGGACAAGGACAAGGCCAGCAGGUCGUGGUGCACAGCGUGGUUUGGGCACAGGGACACUGGGUUUGGGACAGCCGAGGGCACCCUGGGGUGCUGCUGGGACCCAGCCAGGGCGGGCUGUGGCCGCUCCGGGGCAGAUGAAUCCUCAGUGGGCAGGGAGGUGGCAGGAGGGUGACCCUCUCCCGAAGCUCCGGGGGCUCUGGGCUGUCCCCGGGGGUGGCAGGGUGCCGGGGAAGGGCUGAGGGGGCUCCAGCCCCGUGCUCAGCCUGCCUGCCCGCAGGAAAGGCACCUCCUGUCCUGGUGACGGCGACAAUGGUCCCACCUGCCCUGGGUGAGGGUUGUGGAGGCUCCAGCCAGGGGAGAGCGGGGCUGGCACAGCUCCCUGCUGCUGCUGCGGGCUCAGCGAGCUCUGCUCCUGCACGAGGGGCUGGAGGCUCGGCAGCCCCGGGGCUCUGACCCUGUCCCACACACGGCUGGACGAGGUUUGGGCAUUUGAGGUUCAGAAUUCCUGUUCUGGGGUAAAGCCUGCAGGAGUUUUCUCUCCUGGAUUUUAGCAUCUGGCUGGACCAGCAGAGCUCUUCAGGGCUGGCAGUGGUUUCCACAGCACAGUUAGAUAUAAUCCAAAUGUAGCUCAGUGUUUUAAUCCACUCUGGGACGUGUUUUUCUGCACAACUGCCAAACCCAAGGUCAGGUCUGUACUGGUUGUUUUGGGGCCAAACCGUACGUUUUUCAUGUCUCCUUCCUUUGUUCCUACCUGGGGACUGUGUGUGAUGUUGGCAGCUCGGGGAGCCUCACAUCCUCCUCAUCAAACACCAGCCAUGAGCUUAAAGAUGGCGUUAUUUAAAUCAAAGAAGGGGUUUCUCUUUUGUUCUACUGAAAGGCACUGGGGUUACCCUGGGGUAAAGGAUGCUCCGGUGAGGCUUUGGGCCCGGGACUCUGCUCCUGAGCCUGACCUUGGCAGCUCCUGCCCAAAACCCCCGGUGCCGUUUGCCUUUAAGGUUCCUCACCCCUUCCUGCAGCACGUAAUUUAAACACCAGCACUUUAGAAGGCAACUAAUUAGCAGCAGGGAGGCAUCCCCCCGGAGUUGGGCGCCGCGCCGUGCCCUCCUUUCCGAGGAGCGGCGAGCUCCAGCUGGAAAUCCCAGCACAGGAUUUUUGGGGAGAGACGGAGGGGAGGGCACGGCUGGCACCGGAGCCGGGCACACGGCAGCGGGGGCUCUCGGCCGAUGCUGCAGCGGCCCCGGGGGCUGCAGCGGGGCCGAGCCGGGCCGAGCCGUGCCGAGCCGGGCGCAGGUGUCGCUCCCCGGGCACGGCGGGGGUGCCACAGGCGGGGCGGCAGCGGCUGGCGUGCUGGGCGUGAGCCGAGCCUGGGGCUCAGCUGCAUGAGCAUCUGAGGCGUCUCCCCUUUGUUCCCGCCGCACCCCGACAAAUGGGAAAGGACCGGAGUUUCUCCCGGCAUUUUCGGAUUUUCAUCCCCAAGAAGCACCGGCAGCGCUUUGACGAGGUGGUGUCGCAGAGCCUCAUCAGCAAGCUGUGCCGCUCCAGGAGCGAGCACGGCAGCCGCCUGCGCCGCAGCCGCAGCGAGGACCAGCAGGAGCGGCUGCUCGUGUCCACCCGCGCCAGCUCCGUGCCCCGCAGCCACGAGGAGCUCAGCAAGAGCCUCCGCAAGAGCGCCUCGCUCCUCAGCAGCAAUGCGGCCUCGGGGGCGGCCCGCAGGACUGUGCGAGUUUAUAAAGGCAACAGGAGCUUCGGCUUCACGCUCCGCGGGCACGCCCCGGUGUGGAUCGAGUCUGUCCUGCCAGGGAGCCCGGCGGAGAAGGCUGCCCUCAAAGCUGGAGACAGGAUCCUGUUCCUCAACGGCCUGGACAUGAGGAACUGCUCCCACGACAAGGUGGUGUCGAUGCUGCAGGGCAGCGGGGCCAUGCCCACCUUGGUGGUGGAAGAGGGCAUCGUCAGCUUCCCCAGCGACUCUGACUCUGCCGAGUGCCCGAGCAGCUCCUCGGCCCUCACCUCCCUGCAGUGGGUUGCAGAGAUCCUCCCCUGUAGCAUCAAGGUCCAGGGGAGGACGUUCCCGCAGCAGCUGGAGCACCUGCUGACCCCGCCCGAGCGUUUCUCCGUCUGCAGGGCCCUGGAGGGCUUCUUCCAGCACCGGAACAUUGACACUCUCAUUGUGGAUGUGUACCCGGUGCUGGACACACCAGCCAAGCAAGUCCUCUGGCAGUUUAUCUACCAGCUGCUGAGCUACGAGGAGCAGGAGCACUGCCAGCAAAAGCUGGACAGGUUUCUGGGGUGCAAGGCCUUGGCAGCCGAGGCAGAGGCUGAGGAUCGGUACCGAGGCAGCUCCGUCCGCGGUGCCUCCCUGUGCCGGGGCAGCCUGCGGAGCCCCCGGCCCGAGGAGGGGGCAGCAGGCAGUGACACCGUGGAGGUCCCCGUUCGCCUCAUCCCUGGAGAGAGGCAGGCUGGUGAUGGCACGUCCCUCCCGGAGACACCCAACCCCAAAAUGAUGUCGGCCGUGUACGCGGAGCUGGAGAACCGCCUGAUCGGCGGCUUUGCGGGCAAGGUGGGCAACGCUGCCCUGCACAGGACAUCGCCCCCCGCCCCCGAGCUGCCCCACGCUGCAGGUGGCCGCAAGCCGGGGCUGGCGUGGCCGAGCGAGCUGGCGAGCCAGCCCUGCUACUACCGGCUGCACAGCAGCGUGGCCUCGCCGUGCAGCACCGAGUCCAACCCCUACGUCAGCCUGGACAGCAGCCCGGCCCCGUCGCCCAAGCACCGCCAGUACUCGCCGCUGUCGCGGCGCAAGAAGCUCUUCACCUUCUCCAGGCCCCCGCGCAGCCGCGACACCGACCGCUUCCUGGACGCCCUCAGCGAGCAGCUGGGACACCGCGUCACCAUCGUGGAUGACUUCCUCACCCCCGAGAACGACUACGAGGAGAUGAGUUUCCAGGACGACCAGGGCAGCUACGUCACCAACGAUGUCAGCAGCAGCGAGUACAUCAGCAGCAGCGACGAGGGCAGCUCCCUGACCUACUCCACGCUCUCGGACCACAUCCCCCCGCCCCCGCUCAGCCCCCCGCCCCCGCCGCCCCCCCUGCAGUUCCACGACCCCCAGGGCGGCCCCACCAAGGCUGAGGCCACCAAGGCCAGCGCGGCCCCGGCCCCCAAGUCCCUGGUGGGCCACCUGCACCCCGUGCCCCCGCCGCCCCCGCCGCCCCCGCCGCCCCCCGUGCCCUGCGCCCCCCCCCUGCACCGGGGGCUGCUGCACCGCCGCAGCGACUGCAACCACAUGAGCGUCAAGAGGCUGCGCUGGGAGCAGGUGGAGAACUCGGAGGGCACCAUCUGGGGGCAGCUCGGGGAAGACUCGGAUUACGACAAGCUGAGUGAUAUGGUCAAAUACCUCGACCUGGAGCUGCACUUUGGGACUCAGAAGCCCACGAAGCCAACCCUCAUGCCUGAAAACUUUAAAAAGAAAGACGUGGUUGAAAUUUUGUCCCACAAAAAGGCCUACAACACAUCCAUCCUGAUCGCCCACCUGAAGCUGUCGCACGUGGAGCUGCGGCAGAUCCUGAUGACGAUGGAGACGGAUCGCCUGGAGCCGUCCCACAUCAAGCAGCUCCUGCUCUACGCCCCGGACGGGGACGAGGUGCAGCGCUUCCAGAGCUACACGGAGAGCCCCGGCAAGCUGAGCGAGCCCGACCAGUUCGUGCUGCAGAUGCUGUCGGUGCCCGAGUACAAGAUCCGCCUGCGCAGCCUGCACUUCAAGACCACCCUGCAGGAGAAGACCGAGGAGAUCAAAGCCAGCUACGAGUGCAUCUGCAAGGCCUCCCUGGAGCUGAAGAGCAGCAAGAAGCUGGCGAAGAUCCUGGAGUUCGUGCUGGCCAUGGGCAACUACCUGAACAACGGGCAGCCCAAGACCAGCAAAACGACAGGAUUCAAAAUCAACUUCCUGACCGAGCUGAACACCACCAAGACUGUCGAUGGGAAAUCCACCUUCCUGCACAUCCUCGCCAAAUCCCUCAGCCAACACUUCCCAGAGCUCCUGGGCUUCGCCAAGGACCUCCCCACGGUGCCGCUGGCUGCCAAAGUGAACCAGAGGACGCUGACAGCCGAGCUGAAGGACCUGCACAGCACGGUGAGUGACAUCCAGAAGGCGUGUCACAGCAUGCCAGCCACCGCCGAGGACAGGUUUGCCAUCGUCAUGAGCUCCUUCCUGGAGAGCGCCCAGCCUGCCAUGCGCUCCCUGGACGAGCUGCAGCACAAGGCCAUGGAGGAGUUCAGCAAGGUGCUCUCCUUCUUCGGGGAGGACUCCAAGAUGACCACUUCUGAAGCCUUCUUUGGCAUUUUUGCAGAGUUCAUGAGCAAGUUUGAGCGGGCUCUCAGUGACGUGCAGGUGGGCGAGAGCCAGCGCAGCCCCAGGAUGACCUCUCCCCUCGCCUGGUGAUGGCCCGAGGCCACCUGAGGGCUGACAAUUCCUUGCCAACAAAGUGCAAUUUGCUCCUGUCCAGUCUGGUUGUAAAUACGCUGCUGCCACCUGCUACCACCCAGCAGAGCCACAGGGGACACCGAGGAGGCACCGCAGGUGACACGGGGUGACACAGGGUGACACGAAGACAAACCCUGCCUGCUCCUGCUCUGACAGAGCUGCCUCAGCACCCUCCACUCCCAGGGCAUCCCCGAGCCCAGGGUUUUGUGUCCAUCGGGUAAAACCCCACCGUGCCACGUUUCCCAGAGUCCUGUGACCCCCCCCAGCAGCUGCAGAGCCCCCACACCCCCCGGCCCCUGCCCAGCGUGGGGGCUCUGCCCAGGCUGCCAUGGGCUGGGGACAGCCCGGCCUCAGAGCCCUGGGAGCCCAGAGCAGGCCAGCAGGGAGGGAGCGUGGCCACCUCCACUCCCCUGGGACCCUGAGGACGCUGCUGUCCCCUCCCGUCCCUGUCCCUGCCCUUCUGCCCUGGGCAGAGCAGGGGGGCUGGAGCUGCACCUGCCCAAGGGGAGCAGUGGAGCAGAGAGCCCUGCAGGUGCCUGGAAGCCUCAGCUCCCUUCCCCUGGCAGCCAGAGGUGCUGGAAAGCAGCAGGACCUUGCAGACCCCUUCUGGCACAUCCCCGUGGGCCCGAGGAUGGAUCCGGUCUGAUCCUUCCAGCUCACGGGUCCUUCCUGGCCACCAGCUCUGCCCAGAGCUGUGCCAGGGGCUGACGGGCCUUGAAAGCUUCCCAAGGGAGGAACAGCCUGAGCACGAGGUCGUUGGAGCUCGCCAGCAGCCAGCCCUGAGCAUGGGAGCCUCCUUGGAAAGCACAGAGUCCUGGAGAGGAGCAGGAGCCCCCAGAGAGGGCAGGGGCCCUGGGGAAGGCAUCCCUGCCCCGCUGGGCCUGGGGGGGCUGAACAGCCCUGGCAUGUGGCACCUGGGGACAGGGGACAGUGCUGGCUUUGGCAGAGCAGGGCAACAGCCCUGGUGACCUUGGAGGGCUGUCCCAGCCUAGAUGAGUGCACGAUUCCGGGAGCCCCUUUGCUGGAGCGGCAGGUUCCAUGGGGAACAGCCCAGGGAACUGCAGAGGUGUCCAUGGCCACCUCCAGCCGUGCACACCCACAGUGCACACCCACCUCCCAGUGUGCACACCCAGCUCCCACUGUGCACACCCAGCUCCCAGUGUGCACACCAACCUCUUGAUGUGCACACCAACCUCCAGCACAUCCAUCUCCCAGUGUGCACACCCACCUCCAGCCGUGCACACCCACAGUGCACACCCUCCUCCAGCUGUGCACACCCUCCUCCAGCCAUGCACACCCACCUCCAGCUGUGCACACCAACCUCCAGCCAUGCACACCCACCUCCAGCUGUGCACACCCUUCCCUUGAUGUGCACACCCAUGUCUCCCCGUGGCCAGCCCGUCCCUCUCUCCCCGUGGCCCGGCUGUCUCUCAGCUGCCCGGAUCCCCCCCGGUUCCCCCCGUUCUGCCCCGGGCAGGGAGGGACAGCGUUCUGCGGCCAGUGCACCUCCUGCGGGGGCUCCCGAGCUCUCGAUGCUUUGUGAGCAUCCCCUCCGUGCAAAACCCACCCGUGUCCCCUCCGUGCAAAACCCACCCGUGUCCCCCCUGCCCCCCGUGUCCCCCGUGUCCCCCCUGCCCCUCCUGCCCCCCUGUCCCCCCGUGUCCCCCCCGUGUCCCCCCGGCCCCGCAGUGCCCUGCAGGUCCCCCCUGCCCCCGGCCAGCACAAGGGCUCCUCCUGCAGCCGCGGCUCCAGGACGCAAUCACCGACCGGUGCAUUACUUACGGGACACCUCACGCCCCUCAGAUCUCCGGGUUUGGGUAUUUUUUUAAGCCCUGCUGUAGAAAGCGAAGUUUAUUUUCACGUGUUCUCUCCGUUUGUACAGCUCUAAGUGCCAGGUAGUGGGUAGCCUUGUGUUCCCAGAGGUCCAGGACAGGGCCACGCUCCCCCUGCUCCCCUUCCCUUCUGGAUGUUGCACACUGCAUUCCAUUGGUUUUGUUUUUUCCUUUUUUUAAAAAACAUACCCAAUAUUUAAACCACCAGAGGUUCUUUUGAAACUGUCCUGACAGAAGAUGCUGUACAUAGAUUUUGCUACGUGUUGUAACUUUCUGAAAUAGUUAGGACUCCAAUCCCUUUGGUAUUUUUAUGUGAAUAUUUUCAAAGAGCCAGAACUCCUGAUGAUAUGAUUUGAUAAUGGGACAAUGUAUAUUCACAGUUCAGUCUCUGCCCAAUGCCUAUGUGCUAUUCCUAAAAUAAAGCUACUGCCUUCUGCCUCCUGA
Molecule: messenger RNA, 7803 nt
Organism: Passer domesticus (house sparrow)
Lineage: Eukaryota; Metazoa; Chordata; Aves; Passeriformes; Passeridae
Gene: GRID2IP
Product: Grid2 interacting protein
Exons: 22
Coding region: 2477-5485 (1002 amino acids)
Molecular function (GO): protein binding
Source: RefSeq, a predicted model, not a curated record